UCUAUUUACAGGAAAUUUGCGUAGAAAUAGGUUGUGAAGGCUGGAUUAUUGGAGAAUAUUUUUCGCAAUCUUUUCCCGGAGGUGGAAAAGCGGAAUGUGGAAAAAUUUCGCACACAUACGCAUGCACUCACACAGUGGUGAAAGGGAUCGUGUGCUCAUCACGCGAGGAAGAAAAGUGAAUUUUGACGUUUCCCGUUGUCAGUUUGACGUUUCUCUGCACUCUCAUUCGGAAAAGCGAUCCAUUCCGAUCAUGUAAACAAUGUGUGGGAGAAGAGGAAUACUCCCGCUCAGGCAAGCCGUCGUCGGCGGAAAAGUGGGAUGAGAUUGGAUUUUCAUGUCGGUUUCAGCGGCUCUGGCUUUUACAAGGAUUUUCCGCCGAGAGCGCGCGUGAGCACGUUGGAAAACCUGUGAGAGCGUUGGGGAGCAGUUUUCCUCCACUAUUGGUGGAGUGCGAGAAAAAGGAAAAACCUUUCGCAGUCGAGUUCUGUCCAUUGGCAUUGAGUGUACGAGGAGGAAAUUUUUUCUCCUUUCUCGACCUGGUGGUGCUGUGACAAAUUUUCCAGGAAGAAAAAAACUGGUGAACAAGUGCUUGAUUCCGGACGAAAAAGGGCCUACAGGACUGCCCUGGCUAUUGUCCGCUGCUUUUGUCGUAGAUUUUCGAAACAUUUGGUUCCCAGGAAUAACGGGGAUCCGAGUAAGCUUUUCCGUUCUGUGAAACUCUUGAUAUGUGUGUAUGCAAUUUUUCAGUGAUCAAUAAAUGAGUUAAUAAUUCUCGCUCCCCCUUUCAGUAGGAGGACAGAAAACUCCCCAAAGAGCUCUCGGGUUCUGCUGCUUGAAAAAUUGGCUGACUGGCUGGCUGGCCAUCGCGAGUGCUAGUGUGUGAUAUAAUGUGAAUUUUUUUUUUUUCGUAUUUUCACUUCAAGUGUGGGACGUGAAGGAGAACCUUUUUCUCGGGAAUCGGAAUCGACGGUGUGCAUUGGCAGGAUCGAUUUCUGUUGGCAGCCAGUCUGUGAGCUUUCUGCCCUCUCGAGACUUUUAGAGUGUCAGCGAAUGUGUGUGCAAAACUGCUCGGGGAAAAGUGAGAAAAUGUUGCUUUAAUUGUGGUGAUUUUUCUUGUACAGGGAAGAAGUUUCUAGCUGCCUGCCUUUUCCACCUCCACACGACGGAUUUCGGUGCAUGAGAAGCUCCUCGAAUUUCGAGAGCAAACAGUGUGUGGUGUCUAAUGAAAUAAAAUAGAAUUGUCUGACCGAAAAAGAGAAACAUCAGGGAAGAAACGAAGAAAAGGAAAAGAUAGCGAAAAAAGUAAAAAACGCGAAUAACCUAUAGUGUCUGUGUCUGUGCUUGAAUUCGAAGAAAAUUAUGUAAUAAGUUGUUAUAUUUUCACUCUCCCAACAUCUUCUACAGAGCGAAUUUUCCCUCACAUCGGUCGACGGCGACGACGGUUGUGCGCUCCUGAUCGCUCCCAUCAUCAUCCACACACUCAGACCAGAAGUCAACAGUAGUGACCGAAGAAGAGUCUGUGUAUUUGGUGCUGUUUGAGCUUCUCGAGAAAACGCUCCUUUCCGAAUGGCCACCAUUUGACAGUCGACGAGCGUUCGGUGGUGCUGCUGGCCAUAGUCGAUCAAUGAAGCCCCGAUCGGUGGCGGCCAAACUAACCUGGACUGCUUCACACUGCCAACAGCGAUAGCAACAGCAGCAACGGACACGUCUUGAGUGAAUUUCACUGCAAGGGAAAACAGGAUAAAAAGUAUAGGGAUCCCCAUCGGGACCCUCUCCGCACUCGAAAAAGAGAACAUUAGAGCGCGCAAAAAAAAAACUGAGCAAAAGCUGAGUGAGAGUUGCUUCUGGUGGCAAGAAUACAUACACAUAUACACACACACACACACGCGAAUCCCCAACUUUGCUGGAAGCAAUCAAGCCGUGAGCGGAAAAAUCGACCGUGGAAAGUCGUCGGAUUAGAACGUACCGCGAGAAAAAGAAAACACAAGUAACCACCUAGCUCCAGGUCAGCAGAUACCCAAGGUUCGUAUUUCUACAGUACAGUCGUUGGUUGGUGUUGUUAUGGACUUCACAAUCUAGAAGAUAAAAAUCGACCGAACCCGGUGUUUUAUUUGUGGAACAACGGAAACAGCCACCAGCAAUCGACCAAAAAUCGAAACAAUCAUCACGGCAGCAUCUCAACUCCUUCAUCAUAUCCGCCGCCCAGAUCUGACACUCUAGGACGCGGGCGACGGCGGUCCGGAUCAAACGGAAAGCAGUCACGUGAAGAGAUUGUUUGUGUGUGUGUGCUUUUUUUUUAAGAAGAGACGAUUUCUAAUAAUCGAUUCAGAAUUUUCCGAGACGAAGCAAAUCCGGAGAAAAAGUGAAAUGGUGUUACUGUGCUCGGAGCCUUGAUGUGUGUGGUUUUAUGAUUUGGUAGGAGCAAAUCUCAACCGACAACCGGAAACCCAAAUCGAACGGACACAACAUGGCAGUUAGUUAGAAGUGAUUCGGAUUCGCGGUUUUUGUUUUUCUGUUCGAAGGAAGAAGAAGAAGAAGAAGAAGAAUAUUAAGCAGAAGUAGCAGAGAGGAAGGCACCGCUGAAUACAUACAUCUCCAUCACGAUCGGUUGCUGCUGCUGGUGGCGUGCGUCGAUCCUGUAGAAACCGACGGCCUCAGCUCCUAAGAUAAAGAGGAUUACGCAAGACGAAGGGAGAGUUUUACAACCAUAGAAGCAUAACUUAACUUGACACACACAGAUUGAUAUAUUACUACUAGUACUACAUAUUCUACUACCACUAGAUUCGCGACUAGUGCGUGACGAGCAAGGAAGGAUUAGUUGUUAAGGAUAUCGCAAGUUUACUACUAACAAAACACAGUCACACCCCCCGCUUUAAGAAAGAAGGAGUCAGAAGAAGCAGACGAGAAGAAGAUAAGUCUUAGACAAAACAACCAACCAUUAAUUAGUAAGUUAAAUCGAAGUUAGUAAAUCCAAUAACGAUAACUAGAAAGCAACCAAGAUGGCGACGAUAGACGGACGACCGGCGCAGUACCAGAUUACUCUGAAGAAUCUGCGCGAAAUUAUGGAAAACCGAGGCCGGGAAGGAGUGGCGAUGAUUAACGAGUACGGCGGUGUGCACGAAAUUUGUAAGAAACUGUACACGUCCCCGAACGAUGGCCUCAGUGGGUCGCAAGCGGAUAUCGAGCACCGGCGAGAAACGUUCGGAUCCAACACAAUUCCUCCGAAACCACCGAAAUCCUUCCUGACGCUAGUGUGGGAAGCCCUACAAGAUGUUACGCUGAUUAUCCUGGAAAUUGCUGCCAUCAUCUCGCUGCUGCUCUCGUUUUACCAGCCAGCGGACGAUGAUGAAGAAGAACUCGAAGAGGAAGAAGAGCACUAUGCGUGGAUCGAAGGCUUGGCCAUUUUAGUAUCGGUGUUUGUAGUCGUGAUUGUGACGGCUUUCAAUGACUACUCGAAGGAGAAGCAAUUCCGAGGGCUACAAUCGCGAAUCGAAGGCGAGCACAAAUUCGCCGUUAUCCGCGGUGGCGAUGCAGUACAGAUCAAUAUCGGUGAAAUCGUCGUGGGCGACAUCUGCCAGGUCAAGUACGGUGAUCUUCUGCCGGCCGAUGGUAUACUGAUUCAAAGUAACGAUUUGAAAGUUGAUGAAUCUUCGCUGACGGGUGAAUCGGACCAUGUGAAGAAGAGUGAAUCGACGGACCCGAUGGUAUUGUCCGGAACUCACGUGAUGGAAGGUAGCGGAAAGAUGGUCGUCACAGCUGUCGGUGUUAACUCGCAGGCCGGUAUCAUCUUCACCCUGCUGGGUGCGGCUGUAGAUGAGCAUGAAGCAGCUGCCAAAAAGCAGAAGAAGGAUGCCAAGAAGUCAAAGAAACCGAAGGACGGCGAUGAAAUUACCAACAACAGCCACCAUCCGGCUCUGAAAUCUCAAACGACAGUGGAUUCCAUUACAUCCGAUGAUGGUGAAGAAAGCAAAGGCGGCGAGGGCGGAGGUCACGGAGGAACCAAGGAAAAAUCCGUUCUCCAAGCGAAACUUACUAAACUGGCCAUUCAGAUCGGUUAUGCCGGCUCGACGAUUGCUGUCCUUACCGUUAUCAUUCUGAUCAUCCAAUUCUGCAUCCAAACCUUUGUCAUCGAACAGAAACACUGGCGAAACUCGUAUGCUAACAACCUGGUCAAGCAUUUCAUCAUCGGUGUGACCGUGCUGGUCGUUGCCGUACCGGAAGGUUUGCCGCUGGCCGUCACUUUGUCGCUUGCCUACUCGGUCAAGAAGAUGAUGAAGGACAACAACCUGGUACGGCAUUUGGAUGCCUGCGAAACCAUGGGUAAUGCCACUGCCAUUUGCUCGGACAAGACCGGAACACUGACCACCAAUCGGAUGACCGUGGUCCAAUCGUACAUCUGCGAGAAGCUAUGCAAGGUGACACCCAAAUACUCCGACAUUCCGAGAGUAGUGGGUGAAGCAGUUGUCGAAGGCAUUUCACUCAACUCGGCCUAUACGACGUGUCUGAUGCCGGGCGUUAAUCCGGGAGAUCCGCUGCAGCAGGUUGGUAACAAAACCGAAUGCUCUCUGCUUGGAUUCGUGCAAGGAUUGGGCAAAAGUUACCAAACGUACCGGGACAGUAAUCCGGAGGAAUCCUUCACCCGUGUGUACACGUUCAACUCGGUUCGAAAGUCUAUGAGUACCGUUAUUCCAAAGCACAGCGGUGGCUACCGAGUUUACUGCAAAGGUGCAUCGGAGAUUGUUCUCAAGAAGUGCUCCUUCAUCUAUGGCCAGGACGGUGUGUUGGAGAAGUUUACUCGUGACAUGCAAGAACGGUUGCUGCAUCAGGUGAUCGAACCAAUGGCAUGCGACGGUCUGCGAACCAUUUGUCUCGCGUUUAGAGACUUUGUUCCCGGUAAGGCCGAGAUCAAUCAAGUGCACUGCGACGGCGAACCGAACUGGGAGGACGAGGAAAAUAUCGUAAGCAAUUUGACGUGCUUGUGUGUGGUCGGUAUCGAAGAUCCAGUGCGACCGGAAGUUCCGGACGCUAUCCGAAAGUGCCAGCGAGCAGGCAUCACCGUCCGUAUGGUUACCGGAGACAACAUAAACACUGCGCGGUCGAUUGCUACCAAGUGUGGCAUCAUUCGGCCUCAGGAUGACUUCUUGAUCCUGGAAGGUAAAGAAUUCAAUCGGCGUAUCCGUGACAGCAAUGGGGACAUUCAGCAACACCUGCUAGAUAAGGUGUGGCCAAACUUGCGGGUUCUGGCUCGAUCAUCGCCUACGGAUAAGUACAACCUGGUCAAGGGUAUCAUCGACAGUAAGGUUUCGGACAAUCGUGAGGUGGUUGCUGUAACUGGCGACGGAACGAACGACGGCCCCGCCUUGAAGAAGGCGGAUGUUGGAUUUGCCAUGGGAAUUGCUGGAACCGAUGUGGCAAAGGAAGCUUCCGAUAUUAUUCUAACCGAUGACAAUUUCAGCAGUAUCGUCAAAGCCGUCAUGUGGGGGCGGAAUGUGUAUGAUUCGAUUGCCAAAUUCUUACAGUUUCAGCUGACGGUCAACGUGGUAGCUGUGAUUGUGGCGUUCAUCGGUGCUUGUGCCGUACAAGAUUCUCCCUUGAAGGCCGUACAGAUGUUGUGGAUGAACUUGAUUAUGGACACGUUGGCAUCGUUGGCACUGGCCACCGAAAUGCCUACACCGGAUCUGUUGCUGCGUAAACCGUACGGCCGAACGAAACCACUGAUCUCACGCACAAUGAUGAAGAACAUCCUGGGUCAAGCAGUCUAUCAGUUGAUCAUUAUCUUCGGACUCCUGUUCGUCGGUGAUCGACUGUUGGACAUCGAGUCGGGUCGAGGCCAACCGCUAAAUUCCGGAGCGACACAGCAUUUCACGAUCAUCUUCAACGUGUUCGUCUUUAUGACGCUCUUCAACGAGCUGAAUGCUCGCAAAAUUCACGGUCAGCGGAAUAUAUUCGAGGGUUUAUUCACGAACCCUAUCUUCUACAGCAUCUGGAUUCUCACUCUGGUGUCGCAACUCUUCAUCAUCCAAUUCGGCAAGGUGGCAUUCUCGACCAAGGCGCUCAACAUCGAACAAUGGCUGUGGAGUGUAUUCUUUGGCCUCGGAACGCUAAUCUGGGGCCAGGUCGUCACGUCGAUUCCCACCCGCAAGAUGCCGAAGAAGAUGGCGUGGGGUCGUGGCGAAGCCGAGUACACUGAAGCGAUCCGACUCGGCGAGGAGCGCUACGACUCGAUGGAUAAUGACAAGAAACCCCGUGCAGGUCAGAUAUUAUGGAUCCGUGGCCUUACUAGGCUGCAGACCCAGCUUCGUGUUGUACGUGCAUUUCGAUCCACAUUAGAAGAUUUAGAAGAACGUCGUUCCAUUCAUAGCUUGCAUAGUCUUAGAAGUUCACGCAGUCAUCCCGGAGGCAUGAGCACGAGUGGUACAAUGACUAGUCAAGGUCUCUCAAAUCUCUUAUAUCCACCAGGUUCCAACAUCCCAACCGGCCGGCUAAUAGGUACUAAUGUUGGCGAUCUUAAGUAUAUUGAUGAAGAUCAAAGACUUCACAAUAAUCAGCACAUAAUAGAGAAAUUCGCGGUUUGGACAAAAUCGACAACAGUAUAAAUUCCUUUGAUAUACGAUUGAAGAGGGAAGAUCUCGCGUGGUUCAUUGAUUUCUUUCUAAUGUGGUUUAGAAAGCAAUAAUAUACUUGUUUGUAGAAUGCGACCAUGCGAAUGCAGACGUAGGGUGGAAAGAAUGGUAGAGAAAGGAGAAUGUCGUUAGUAGCAAAAAAAAAAAACCCCAACGCAAUCAGAGUGCGAGCAGCAUGCAUUUCGUCAUUUAUUUAUUUGUUUUCGUUCCAAAGUUGUAACAACCUUGAAGCCGUGUUUGAAUAGGGCUAAGGAGAGCUUUUCCAUGCACCAGGAGACGCACGAAAGUGCAGGAGCAAAGUAGGCCAUCUCUAGAACCAAUAUGUAGGAUUGGAAGUAACCAAGGGAACGCAAACACUAGAAGAGUACUUUUUUGAACGAGCGAAAGCGAGAGAGAAAGAAUGAAAUCGAAGCCAAUGGAUCAAAAAAUAAAAGGAAAUGAAAUAGGUCACAGCUUGCUGUGAUUGCUGGACAAGUCGGAACUAUUGUACAGUAAGGAGGUACAGAAAACCUCUGAAUCAAGUUUAAUGGUUUAUAGCGGUAAUAUAUACAUAGAAUAGAUCGACACGCGAAAAAAGAUGAGUAUUAUGUUCGAUUGAAAAAAAAAAUGAAAACCUAUGGUAAAACAAGGAGUUUAAAAGUUUACUUAUGACAAAACCACACACUCACCCUUCCACGAACACAGGAACCAAAUGAAGUUGACUUAAAACAAAAAACAAUCACAUUUAACUCACACACUUAUGAGUCAUUGCGUUCAUCAAGUCACACAUUCACUCAUACACACAUACGCCCAUCACAUACACACACACACACACACAUGGGCACUUAUCCCAGUGAAGUGGAAAAAUGAUAUAUGUAUUCACAUCCUAUUUUUGUUUUUUUUUUUAUAUAUUCGAAUAGAAAGAUGAAGAACUUUGCAAUCGUAAUUCGGAAAGUUUCAGGGUACUGUUCGCCUUUUCUAUUUUGUCUAAAAAAUUAAAUCUGAUUGUUCAAUGGUUUGAUGAAAAAGCAUUGGAUGAAAUAUUUCAUUGCGAAAAAUAGGAUUGCAGAGGCAUUUAUCAUUUGACACUUUUGUUAGAAACCGUUUGUGGAAAACUGACGUAAAAGUGUUUGCGUUUAAUUUCCCGUCUUGUUGCUUUCUAUAGCUUCCAUCUUUUUUUCUCUGUUGACAAGCAAGUUAAACCAUCAAAACAAAACCAAGUAACCAAAACGUUGGAGUUGAGCUAAGAAUCGUACAUAGUGUAGAAGAAAACAAUGUUUACAGUACUGUUUUUCUGCCUUAUAGUUAAGAACGAAAGAAAAGUGACAAAGUCUUGAAUCGACCUAUUAGUAGAGGUGAAGCACCUUUCAACCAAAACCAAAAAUCCAAAAAAAAUUAUGAGCAAUUAGUAAAUAUCAAAAGACACCCGAUUCCCCUUAGAGAGGAAAACUUAAACUAAAAAACAAAUGAAGCAGAGCGUAGAGGUCACCGAGGUCUGCUCUCUUCGGAAUUCCCCGUUCCCUGCCCUCUUACCGACGAACAGACGACGAAGA
Messenger RNA from Ochlerotatus camptorhynchus, 8155 nucleotides. It is a transcript of the gene PMCA, whose product is annotated as plasma membrane calcium-transporting ATPase 3. Gene Ontology annotation, cellular component: plasma membrane; intracellular membrane-bounded organelle. The coding region runs from base 3000 to 6596 and encodes 1198 amino acids. Gene Ontology annotation, biological process: regulation of cytosolic calcium ion concentration; calcium ion transmembrane transport. The record is from RefSeq and is a predicted model, not a curated record. Gene Ontology annotation, molecular function: ATP binding; P-type calcium transporter activity; ATP hydrolysis activity. The transcript is spliced from 4 exons. Lineage: Eukaryota; Metazoa; Arthropoda; Insecta; Diptera; Culicidae.